Molecule: messenger RNA, 2731 nt
Organism: Clupea harengus (Atlantic herring)
Lineage: Eukaryota; Metazoa; Chordata; Actinopteri; Clupeiformes; Clupeidae
Product: basement membrane-specific heparan sulfate proteoglycan core protein-like
Exons: 13
Coding region: 150-2258 (702 amino acids)
Source: RefSeq, a predicted model, not a curated record
GUCAUCAUAACAUGCCUCAGAGCUGUGAAAUAGUACAAGGACAUGUUUAAUACUAUGAUGCCUAGUUACCAAGGUUGGGCCCAAUGCCUGUAUCCAGAUAGACAUGGAACAGUUCACACACUCAUUGUCCUUUGCUCCUUCUUCUCUCCAUGUGUUCCUCUGCAGCCCUGCCUUUGGCUACACUGACUGUGGAGCCACAUAGUCCUGUGUUCACUGGAGAGACAGUCACUCUGAAGUGUGUGAUAGAGUCUCUCAGUGGCUGGACAUACUGGUUGUAUAAGUGGCCAAGCAAUGCCCCAGUGUCUGAGGGAAACACCUUCACCAUCAGCGGAGCUACGGAGUCUCAGAAGGGCCAGUACUGGUGUCAGGGGGAGAGGAGAGACAGACCCACAACAUCACAACCAAGCAGUAGAAUAACUCUUGACGUAACAGCAUCAAAGCCCAAACUCACAUUAAGUCCAGGCCACCAGCUCCUCACAGGAGACUCAGUGACUCUGACAUGUGAGUUGGGUGUUUCCUCUGGUUUGGUGUUCUACUGGUACAGAGACACACAGACCUCUGAUCCUGUGGUCCAGAAUGAUAGAAACUCCUACAGCAUCAUCUCUGUUAAAGUCUCUGAUGGAGGACAGUACUGGUGCAGAGCUGGGAGAGGAGACCCGGUCUAUCACACACAGUACAGUGAUGAAGUUGAGAUAAAGGUUACAGAAAGAUCAAAAGCUACUGUUACCCUUAAAUCAAACUGGACAGAGUUCUUCAGUGGAGAAAAGGUCUCUCUCAGAUGUGACAUAAAGAAUGGGGAGAGCAGUGACUGGGGGUACAGCUGGUUUAGGAAUGGAGUCUCUAAGUCUGAAAAGGAACAUGAAAUCAAUCCAUCCCAAAGUGGUAACUAUACUUGUAAAGGACAAAGGAAAUGUGAUGAAAAAGAAUCAGAAGAAAGUGCUGCUGUUGGUAUUGCAGUUUCUUCAGAGAAAGCCCAGGCAGUUCUGGGUUCCCUUUCACAGAUGUGGCUGACUGAAGGAGACUCAGUGACUCUGAGCUGUGAGGUUAGAGGCUCCACUACAGGCUGGAGAUUCCACUGGUACAAGACUGCCCCCUAUAGUCCUGAAUUGGUAUAUGUGUUACAUGAGAACAGGGGAUAUUCUCUACAGCUGGUCUCAGACAGCAUCAGUGGAGCUGGAGGCUCCUACACUCUCAGCCCAGCUGCUCUUAGACACACAGGGGUUUAUGUGUGCAGAGGAGAGAGAGGAGAGCCAGCUUAUCACACACAGUUCAGCCAACCUCAGCCACUCUGGGUCACAGGUGUGUCUCCUCCAGCUUCUGUGAUCAUCCACUCAAACUGGACCCAGAUCUUUACAUACGAGUCUCUCUCACUGAGCUGUGGGGUUCAGGGCAACUCUACUGGAUGGAGACUGAGGUGGUUCACAGGCAGAGGAGGGGAAUCAAAGUGUCCCACUGACUGGAGAUCAGAAACAGGAUCAUCCUGCAGCAUCAGAUCAUCAUCAUCAUCAGACAGUGGAGUUUACUGGUGUCAGUCUGAGUCUGGAGAGCAGAGUAAUCCUGUCAACAUCACAGUGCACACUGGUGAUGUGAUCCUGGAGAGUCCUACCCAUCCUGUGACUGAGGGAGAUCGACUGACCCUGCGCUGUAGAUAUCGCUAUAAGCCAUCAAACAUCAGUGCUGACUUCUAUAGAGAUGGGACACUCCUCCAGACCUCCACCACAGGGGAGAUGACCAUCCCUGCAGUCUCAGAGUCACAUGAAGGAGUCUAUAGGUGCAGGAACCCAGAGAAAGGAGAGUCCCCAGAGAGCUGGGUCACAGUUAAAGAGACCCAUUCUACACAUGUGGAUUCUGGUUCCUUCAUCAUUUUAGUAGUCGGAGUGGUGAUGGGAAUCUCCUUGGUCUUGGUGGGAGCCUUUUCAGUCUUCCGGCUACAUCAAUCAAAAUAUCUCUCAGGUCUUUGUUUUACCCCUACAGCAACAGACCAGCAGCAGCAGCAGCAGCAGAUGAGCACCAAUCAGAGUUCAGACCAGGACCAGAGUCAGUCUGCAGGAAGAGGGGGGUCUGAGUCAGAGUAUAUGCCUCUGCAGAACAGAAGUACAGAUGUCUAUAACACUAUCACCCCCCUAUAUAUGCCACUGCAGAGAGGUGCUACAGAUGUCUAUGAAACAAUAAAAUCAUCCAAGGACUCUCAAGAAGAUGAUGAGGAAGAAUAUGAUGAUGUGGUUCCCUCCGACACUAGAGCAGAGGAACAUGUGUAACUGAGGAAAAGAAAGGGAGAGAUGAUAUGCUACAACAUCCAUAAAGCUCCAUGUACCUGUUACCGAGGCUUAGGACUUCCCUAACAUCCAAGAGUCACAGCUGUUUUUGCUUCUACUUUUUAGUUUUUAUGCCUUUGAGCAUCUAUUUAAAAUAGAGCAUUUGUGCUCUUAAUGUGUUUUCUAAAGCAGUGCCAUUUCCUCAAAUGUGUAAAUUGUAAAUGUAAACAGCCACAUACAUCUAUGAAUAUGUUUGGAAAGGACAGAAUAUCGACAAUGGCCUAAUCAAUCCUUCAUUUUAGUUGUUUUAAGAUUGUGAAAGACUGAGUUCAACUCCCAUAAGAUAGGCUAGGUGGCAGUCAAUUAGCUUAUGUGUUACUGUAGAUAUUUACUAGUGCUGUCAAACGAUUAAAAUAUUUAAUCGCGAUUAAUCGCAUUUAUGUCAUAGUUAACUCAAAAUGAAUCGCGAUUAAUCG